AAGCUUGUGUAUUACAGGUAACAAAACUAGCUUCAUUAAAUCUGAAAAGAGUCAGGCUUCCUUUCCCCCAAAAUUAUUAAAUCCAAAAUGUCUUCUUUUUGUCUCGAUGCUUCUUUUCUAGACUAUUCAGAGCUGCUAGAGUAAGAUUCUCAGAGGUUCUAGUACUCUACUGUGGCAGAUCCUCGGAGGGAGGAAACAUCUGAAAUGGAAUUCAAGUAUUUGGUCUUCAUUUUGCUUUGUCAAUACCUGAACAAUACGUUUUUCUCUGAGACAGAAGCAAUUACAACAGAGCAGCAAUCACUGUCUACUUUAAUUACAUCAUCGUUAUAUGCUACAACUGAUUCUCAAAACACAACAAGAUUCAACAACAUUUCUUCUGGACGGCAAGUACCCCCUGCCCAAAUCACCCCUGAACAAACAACACCAGCUGUUUAUGUCUCUUCAAAACCGCUUACUUAUAAUAUCACCAGACGAGCAGAGUCAGCGGCCAACAGCUCCUUCCCACAAACAUCACUAGCUGGGUUCACUUUGACCAAUCAACUGUCACCUUCUGCCUAUAAUUCUACUAGACAACCACCAAAACAUCUUGUCUAUACUUCCACACAACAGCCACCAUCACCUGCUCCUACCUCUUCUGGAAAACCAGUACUAGAGUCUACUCAUAAUCAACCCACAAAAUCAACACCAACUAUUUAUUUACCAAGGGACACACCACCACCACCACCACCACUUACUUCAGAACCACCAAGUGGCAAAGGAACUGCUCAUAGAAACAACCACAAUGCAAUCGCUGCCAUAUUAAUUGGUACAAUUAUAAUUUCUAUGUUGGUAGCUAUACUCAUGAUUAUACUGUGGAAAUACUUGAGGAAGCCAGUCUUAAAUGAUCAAAACUGGGCAGGUAGGUCUCCAUUUGCUGAUGGAGAAACACCAGAAAUGUGCAUGGAUAACAUUAGAGAGAGUGAGGUAUCCACAAAGCGCGCAUCAGUUGUCUCGCUUAUGACCUGGAAACCAAGCAAAAGCACACUGCCAGCAGAUGGUUUAGAAGUUAAGUUGUUUGAAUCAAGUGAACAUAUUAAUGAUACCCACAACCUCAAGACUGAGAAUGUAGAAGUUCAAAUAAAUGGUUUAUCAGAAGACAGUGCUGAUGGGUCAACAGUUGGUACAGCCGUGUCUUCAGAUGAUGCAGAUCUGGCCCUGCCACCUCUCCUCCUUGAUUUGGAUGAGAACCUACCAAACAAGCCCACAAUGAUAGUUGUAUCUCCUUUACCAAAUGAUUCUAUCAAUCUCCAACCAUCUCCAGAUGGUCUAAAUCAAGUGUGUGAAGAACAUCAUUCCAAGAUCCAAGAGCCAUUCCCGCCACCCCCUGACUCAUUUAAUGUGCCUCUGUCAACAGGAGAUUUUAUAAACAACCAAGAGUCAACCCACGAGGCUCAGUGCCAGGAGUCCUCUCCUCCUGACCUCGAUCCAGACCUCACAGCCUCCCUGCCACCUCCACCUACAGAGCUGCUGUAAAGUGACAGUUGGCUUUCUAGACUGUCCUCCAUCCUGAGAUGGCUCCGACACACUCCUGUCUUUGUGGUAUGGCACACAGGACAUGACAACUGGCACCUGAGAGACUCUUUAGGAACUACCCAACACCUGACUGAAGCUCAAGUACAUGGGUAGAUUAUUGCAGUGGUAUGCUUACCAGCUACAGAACUAAUUUUUUAAAACAGGGUGCCUUUUAUAAAUGUCAA
This is a messenger RNA of Mus pahari (shrew mouse), 1736 nucleotides long. RefSeq names its product ecotropic viral integration site 2B (gene Evi2b). Gene Ontology annotation, biological process: regulation of stem cell division; positive regulation of neutrophil differentiation. The record is from RefSeq and is a predicted model, not a curated record. NCBI's taxonomy places the organism in Eukaryota, Metazoa, Chordata, Mammalia, Rodentia, Muridae. The transcript has 2 exons. The coding region runs from base 205 to 1512 and encodes 435 amino acids.